AUGGAAUGUUCUUCAGCUGCUCAAGGAAGUUCAAAAUGUAGUUCAUUGAUUUCAAAGAAGAAGUGCGAAAUGCAAAAACAGAUGUCUGUUGAAGAUAGUUUUACAUCAAAGAAGAUAUGGGAUAUUUAUGAUGAAAAGUCUAAGCAAAUUCAUAGAAAAAUUGCUAUUAUGAUUGCUUUAGAUAAUCAACCAUUUAGUAUAACCGAGAAUGAUAAAUUUAUUGGUUUAAUGGCUUUUUUACAACCAAGAUACCUAAUCCCAAGUAGGCAUUAUUUUUUGGAGACAGCAAUUCCUCUAUUGUAUGAUCAAAUUAAAAAAAAGAUUUUUAAUGAAAUUGCUAAGUCACAGUACAUAAGUUUUACUUCAGAUAUUUGGACUUGUCCGACAUCUCAUGAAACAUUUAUUUCCUUAUCAGAACAUUGGAUUAAAAAAAAUUUUGAGCACAAAGAUGCUGUACUCUAUGCUUCACAUUUUCCAGAAGCUCACACAGGGAUAAACAUAGCUAGAAAAUUUAUAAAUAUGUUAGAAAGCUGGGAAAUUAAUGCACCAAGAAGACAUAUUUUAGUCAAAGAUGGUGCUGCUAAUAUGUCACUAGGCAUGAUAGAUUUAUUAGCUAAAGCACGUCGAAUAGUAGGCCACUUUAAUCAUUCAUCAAAGGCAUGUACAGAAUUUAAGUUACUGCAACAACAACAAAAUGAAAACACACCUCUACUUUUGGUUCAAGAUGUGCCUACUCGCUGGAAUAGUGCGUACUUAAUGUUAGAGCGACUUCAAAAACUUAAAAGAGCAGUUCAAAUGUAUUUAGCUGAUCAUAAUGAAUUGCCAAAAUUUGCAUCAAAUGAUUGGAAAUUCAUUGAAAAUUUAUUAUAUGUUUUAAAGCCUUUUUAUGAACUUACUAAUGUUAUGAGUUCUAAACUUUGUAGUUUAUCAACAGUAGUUCCAAAUAUAUGUACUUUACAAAGAUUUUUAUCAAAAAUUGAUCGAAAAGAUGAUGCAGUUAAAAUAACAAAACAACUUAUAGAAUCUUUAAAUAAGAGAUUCUUUUCUCAUGAUAAUCUCAAUAUAACAGAUGAUGAAAGAUAUGUUUUACCCACCAUUAUUGAACCUCGCUACAAGCUCAAAUUUCUUCCUGUUGAUAAGAGAGCAAAAGCAAGAUCAAUGCUAUUAGAUGCUGUAGUAAAAAAUCAAAGAAAUAUAACUGGACUUUCACCAGUUGUUAUUAAUAGAGCUACCAGCUCCACCGCCACUAUCUCCAAUCAUUUAACGCCAAAUUCCAAAAAAAAAAAGUUGAUUUGGAAGAGAAUGGCUUUAACUCCUGCUUUUUAG
Messenger RNA from Hydra vulgaris (swiftwater hydra), 1326 nucleotides. Lineage: Eukaryota; Metazoa; Cnidaria; Hydrozoa; Anthoathecata; Hydridae. The record is from RefSeq and is a predicted model, not a curated record.